CACGUCAAUGUGCUCUCAAAACAAAUACGCAGAGUGCAUGCUAUACACAAAUACGUGUGCUUCGUAAGUCUCUAUUGUUUAUGAGUCCCAUUUGUAAUUACUACAGCAGAUUUCCUAGUGGAAUCCUAGUGGAUUUGCUCUAGUAUUACGAUAAAAGAUAUUUAACACUACCAUCCCACCCGAAGCCGGCUGUUAGCUAUAAUGGAAGUAGAUCGCGUUGCAUCCGAUUCGGAAAACGUGGCGGUUGAAGAGAAUGAAAAGCAAGUGGUGGAGGGAGCCGGGGACGCUGUUGUCUCCCAUACGGAGAAAUUGCGCCGCAAACACAAGAAAUACGCACGCAGCAACAGCAAGGAAGGGCCGAGCCCAGUAACAACUCCGCUCCCGAAAUAUCGCAGUUGGAAAAAUAGCCGUCGUCCCCGCAACGGUCAUGGCAGAGGGCUGCCUAAGAAAGGCGGUGCCGGAGGAAAGGGAGUCUGGGGUGCUCCCGGCUCUGAACUCCUCGAGGAGUACGUGGAAGACGCCAACGACCCCAACUACGACUCGGAGGCCGUCACUAAUGGCGACGUCGAGUUCAAACAGGUGAUAGUCGAAGCUGAUCCGGAGGAAAUCGUGCGUAAAGCGGAACCGGUGAUAUUGGAGUAUUUCGAGCACGGCGACACUAACGCGGCCGCUGAGGACUUUCUGGAAUUCGUAACGUCUUCGAGGAGUCACCUGAUAUGUGAAACUAUAAUAGAAAUAGCGCUGGACCAUAAACUGUCUCACUGCGAAAUGGCUUCCGUUCUCAUAUCGGAUCUCUAUGGAAGACUUUUCUCAGCCAAGGACAUCGGUUAUGCAUUUGAACGACUCCUGGACAAGCUACCCGAUCUGGUCCUCGACACGCCGGAUGCGGCCGUCUUGCUGUCUAACUUCAUCGCGCGAUGCGUGGCCGACGACUGUUUACCGCCAAAGUUCGUGCAGACUCGGGCGGGACUAGACCUCAAUCCGCCGGCCAGACAAGCAAUUCACAGAGCGGAGACGCUGCUGUCCAUGAAGCAAGGGCUGGUUCGCUUGGACAAUAUUUGGGGAGUUGGCGGCGGUAUUAGGCCGGUGAAAUCACUUAUAAGACAAAUACAGCUGCUACUGAAAGAGUACCUGACAUCCGGCGACCUCGCCGAGGCGAUGCGCUGCGUGCGCGAGCUGGAGGUGCCGCACUUCCACCACGAGCUGGUCUAUGAGACAGUGUUGUUAGCAGUGGAAAGUAUCAAUUCGACUGUUGAAGAACAACUCUGUACGUUCCUAGCUGAGCUGCGUAGAUGCGUCAUCGUAACACCAGAUCAAAUGGAGAGGGGCUUCCUCCGUGUGCUGGAGGACAUGUCCGACAUUGUGCUGGACGUGCCGCUGGCCUACAUCAUGCUGGACCGCUUCGUGGAGCGCUGCACGGCGCGCUUCAAGCUCGCCGAUAACGUGCUGGCACGCAUGCCCACCAGGGGUCGCAAACGUUUCGUGUCGGAGGGCGAUGGUGGCGCAAUCAAGGACCACGCUCUCAAGCUGCGCGAGUAGACCGACGCGUUUCACACACUCACAGACAUACAAACAUAUUAUGUAUUACAUAGAGCCAAUAAAUUUAUAACAGAUCUCAGAAGACAUAAAUGGCAUUAAGAUUAAUUAUGUAACAAAACAUGCUGAUUAUAUUCUUUUCAUGUUUAAAAUGCGUUUGUAAUUUAUAAUCUUAUGUUUAGAAAUCAUUGAAUUUUCCGUUACGAUAUUCUUAAUUCAAAUACAAGUAAAUAUGGUAAAGGUACUAAUGUUUGGGGCUUCAAUUUUUUUUUUUUUUUUAAUUCUGAUUUUGUUUGUUUUCAUUACAUUAUUAAAACUCCUAAUUUUUCUGCCUAAUGAUUGUAAAGUUUAAAGUCAAAAUCGAACCUGUGAAUUUUACGCUAGCAGUUCAUAGUACAGAUAUGUACAUUGUGCAGACAGUAUGCAGACAAGGCUAAUGAAUAAACUCUAUAAUGACGUAAUUAAUUAAUUAAAUUAAGCGAGAAACCUAGACCGUAUGAAAAAGUUAAUACUUAACUAACACGAGCGUUGGAAAGAUUAUCUGUUUGAUAACUCAAAAGGUAAUUAAUCAGUCAUUAAUAGUCAACAAUCGAUUCUAAAUAACGAUACACAAGAGGUUUGUUUCAAAAAAAUAGCAACGCCUCCACGGAAGUGAGGUUCCUAUAGGCGCGUGACACACUCAACAGAAUUUUAAUCCCGGUAUGUGCACUGAUUCCAGUAUUCCAUUAAGUACGAAAUACAGAUUGCGUAAUGCAAUUUUGAACAAAAUAAUAUUUAGAUAUUAUAGUAUUUACGCAUGUGUACUUAUCUGUAAACACUUACGGUGUCCCUUAUACAUUUUUACUUAACUUUCGAUUAACAAAACCAUUGUUUUGUAGAAAAGGAGAAAUCAGUGUUUAACUAAACUGCCGUUAUCAACGUUUAUAAGUAAGGCUGUUAAGUCUUAACUUAAGAGGAGACCUGGCUGUGUCGAAUUUGCUUUCACUAGUAGAUUUUUAUUAGACACUGUGGACAAAAGAACUAGCAUCACAUCUCAGUAAACAAUGUUCAACUCUUAAUUUUUUUUUUUCAUUUUUCCUAAUGGUGCCAACAUUUGUACCUCUUACCCAACAAGAUACGAUUUUUAAAAACUGAAAUAUCAAAAUACUAAAAAAAGCAGUUCUUUUUAAAAUAGUUUUUAUAUAUAGAACAUGAAACAGUACGUUAAUAAUGACCUUAUACAUAUAUAAAUAGCAUUAUUUUGUUAAACCGAUAUUAUAUAGUCUGUGAUGUGCGAUGGCGUGAAAAAUCCUAACUUGUCAAAUGGGACAUUUUAAAUAUGGAACUGCGCGUCAUGAUAUGAAAACAGAUUAAGUAUCUUUUUUUUAAUUUUUUUUAAAUUAGUAAGAUUUGACUUAGUCAAAGUGAAAUCAUCUCAUGUCGUAUAUACGCUUUGACAAAUAAGCUCCAAACCUUCUCAAAAAGAGGAGAGGAGGCCUUUAGCCCAGCAGUGGGACAUUCACAGGCUGUUACGGAUUACGGAUUGGUAAGAUUUAUUAACUAGAAAAAAAUAGUUUGUCGUUUUUUAAGUGGAAUUCAAGUGAAACCAAUUUUACUAUAUAUAUAUAUACUUAAUGUUUUUUCGUUCUACAAUUAAAAUAAAAUAUAAAUAUCAAAUCAUGAAUAUGUACGAAAGCGGUUUUACCGCGCAAUCCGUUCCAUAUUUAAAAUGCUGAUGAUAUUUGUAACGGUCAGCAAAAUGACAGUGACUUUUAAAAUAGUUAUAUAUUUAAGUUGCGUAUCCUUUAAUUGUUCGAACGACUUUAUAGUCGUUUAGUUAAGAUGUUUAAAAGUCUAUUUAGCGAGACGGUGUUACAAAUAAUAUAUGUAUAUAUAUUUUUUUAAUUAUUUCAGAAACGCAAAUAUUGUAAAAGAUACAAAUAUGUAGUGCCAUUUUUAUUACAGUUUAAAAUAUUAUGAAAAAUUACAUAUAAAGUAGAGGUAAAUUUACUAAACCGUGCUCGCUGACUUUAAGUAAGUUUUUUUUUUUUUUUAGUGGGCCUCUUUUAAUAUUGUGUAUUUGCUUCUUUGUCAAAAUUUAAUCUCAUUAGAUUGAAUGUAGUUUAAAAGAAAUUAAAACGCAUGACAGACAUUUUUACAGAUGCAAUGCAAUGCAAUGCAAUUCAAUUAUUCACUCUCACCUGAGGCUGUUUAUAGUUUUUUAAGCUAAUGUGAAAUUUUGACAUAGAAGCAGAAUUUAUUUUAAUCUGGGGGAGUCCCCGGCUUAAACAAGCUUGGUGCCUGAAAAGGACUGAUUGGAAUGCUGUAUUUGUAUUCGAUAAAUUUGUGUGAGUGAUCGAACUGUUGAGAAAACGGGAAGUUUUUUGACUCUGUAAUAUCUUGAGUAAAAGUCUUAAGCCGCGGCGAGACUUGGGGCUUAAUCUCACAAGUGUAGGUCUAGCUUUGAGGUUUCUUGUUACAUCGUAUCAGUGUUUAAAUUUCAAUUAAUCGAUUGCGGCUCAAUGUUAGCUUCUAUAUUUUCGGACAUUUUAAUAAACUUAUAAAAUAUUGUAGUUUUUCAUCUUAAAGAAAUGUCUUAGCAGUUAGGUUAAGGUGACGAGAUGAAAUAUGUUACCUAAAGAUAUUCCAAACGCUUAAUCGGUCGCAUCUAAUGGCUGAAGUGGUGAACUAUUUGGCAUUAAGUUCGUAUUCAUAUAUUUCUUACGUUCUAUGUUUAUUGAGUUCUAUUUCAAUUGAAAACGAAAAAAUAGAUGAGAAGUGCCCGCUAAUAUUUUAUUAUUAAUAUAUUAAUGUAAUUUUUCUGUCAAUAAAUCAAAGAUCAUUUUGACCGGAGCAUCGUGAACUAGACUAUGUUAAAGUCAAAUAUUGUUUCGCGCCCUAUUUUAAGUAACACCUUUAUAGUAUUUUUUAAUGACUUUACAAUCGCGCUUAUCAUCGUUUUAAAAAUACUUCUACCGGAAACAAUAAUAAACUCAUUAUUUGUUGCCAUUAAACUUAAAAUAAAAAAUCUAGUACAGAAUGUGACAAUGAGUAGUGGUUCAUACCUUCAGUGUUGCCACACUAUAAUUACAUUAAAAUGCGACAAUGACAAUUGUUAUAUAACCGUGUUUUUGUACAAAAAUAUUUUUCAUCACACUACCAUGUAUACGUUUUAAAAUGUGAAACUAUCUUACAUUAUAGUAACCUUUGGUAAAAAAUUGCCAAACAUACUAAAGCGUCCAGAAAAAUGAGAUUGGGUAAAUUUGUGUUGUCUACACGUGUUAGUAACUAAAAAGUUUUCAAUAAAUUCAUCUAAUAUUGUGUAAGUGAUGAUGGAGUUUCUGAAAAUUAUCCCGAAAUUCAAUAGAUAACACACGGUUAGAUUGAUAGGUUGGUACGCUUGUACACUAUCUAAACUAAAUAAAUGUGAGAGCAUUAAUAUAUUGCUAUCUCUUUCAUGGGAUAGAAUAAAACUAAAAGCCAAAAAACUUAUCUGAACUCGUGUGUAGCUGGCAUUAAAUUUAGUGUUGCUAUUAAGUAUUCUUCGCAAAUCUUAAAGAUAAAAAGCAUAAUAUUUUAUCAUUAGAUUUUUUUCUAAAACUUAAAAAAACAAUAAUUAAAGAAAUCUCUACAUGGCAAUUGUUGGAUAGGAAAAGAAAACGAUUCCCUAAUAUUUACAACUUCAAACUGACAGCUGUCAAUGCCGUUUUGACGUUGCAAUCGGUCCGUCAUGGUGUCAUUUUAACAAUUCCCGGUUCAGAUAAGCUUGCGGCGCUUACUUUAGUUUAGAUUGUGUACGCAAUAUGAUUUGAAUAGCGUUAUUCAUCGUGUUGUGUAUAUCAGUGAUGAGUUUAAGUGAAACAAAAUUAAUGAGAGAAGUUAAUAAUAAAUACGAAUGGUUGGUGUAAAAAUAUUGUCUUUAAUGCAUUUAUUUUAUUGUAUAGAUAAGUUUGAUUUGCCUGCGGUGAUGUUGAGUGUUGAGCUACACGUGUAUAUAUUUCUUUGAAGAUAUUAAUAAAUAACCCGUUCUACUUUA
This is a messenger RNA of Nymphalis io (European peacock), 5551 nucleotides long. RefSeq names its product programmed cell death protein 4 (gene Pdcd4). Gene Ontology annotation, biological process: negative regulation of DNA-templated transcription. Lineage: Eukaryota; Metazoa; Arthropoda; Insecta; Lepidoptera; Nymphalidae. The record is from RefSeq and is a predicted model, not a curated record. The transcript has 10 exons. Bases 202 to 1539 code for a protein of 445 amino acids. Gene Ontology annotation, cellular component: cytosol; nucleus.